Neogale vison (American mink) is the source of this 8402-nucleotide messenger RNA. RefSeq names its product zinc finger and BTB domain containing 21 (gene ZBTB21). NCBI's taxonomy places the organism in Eukaryota, Metazoa, Chordata, Mammalia, Carnivora, Mustelidae. The transcript is spliced from 3 exons. The coding region runs from base 1159 to 4308 and encodes 1049 amino acids. The record is from RefSeq and is a predicted model, not a curated record. Gene Ontology annotation, biological process: regulation of transcription by RNA polymerase II; negative regulation of DNA-templated transcription. Gene Ontology annotation, molecular function: RNA polymerase II cis-regulatory region sequence-specific DNA binding; protein binding; DNA-binding transcription factor activity, RNA polymerase II-specific. Gene Ontology annotation, cellular component: nucleus.
GGCGGGUCACAGUAGUCCCGCAGUGCUCACAGUGAACGCCGGGAGCCAUCAGCCGGCCGCCUGCGCGCGGGGCUCGCGAGGCACAGCGGGCUCAUCGACCUGGGGUCUCUCAUUGACAGUCACUCAUAAAUCCUUUCUGCUCGUCCACCUCUAGUGUCUAAUUGUCAUUACUUCCAAAUUUAAGUCCUCCCGGAUACGUGCUAGAAAGAAGGUGGAAAUUUGGGGUGUUGGUGUGCUUAGUCAUUCGCUCCCGUAACACGAGUCACUGAACGUGGGGUGAGGGGAUCAGCCCAGACUUCAGGGAACCUAGCAGUGUUUGGGGCAAGCGAUGCUGGGUGUAUAACCAGAGAGCGUUUUUGGGAGUCUCGGGGUGAGCAGGAGGUGACGGAAGGGACUUCUGGUUGUCCCCAGACCCAACACGGAUGAGGGGAGCUGGUUCACGGCCGAGGUUUGCCAGGCUGUGCUGAUGGGCUAGAGAGGAAAGAGGUUUCCGGUUUGGGGGAGCUGGUGGUUGGCACCACACCUAACCAAAUAAGGAAUGUGUGAGGACAGCAGAUGUGGGUACGGGCGAGGGAAGUGGGCCCAAGUGCUGCCCUGGGCCUGUGGCAUUGGCUGGGAUGGAAGUGCCCAGCGGGCCCCUGCAGGCCCAGGGAGACUGGGAAGCAGAGAUGCAGAUGCGGGCGUUGCCGUCCAGCGGACCUGCCAGCCCCAGGAGCUCCUGCAGAAGGCAGAGCUGCCACGCUGAGCUCCCUCACAGACGCCGCUGCAGGGAAGAUUCUUCCGUGUUUUUAAAGGUCUGGUGAGACCCCCCCCUCCCCGCAACCCAGGGGUCACAGUUCACAUGGUGGAUAAGUGCCUCCCACGAUAAGACUGACUUCCUUUCAGAAUCCCGGCCUUAGCAGCUCUGGCUCUUCGUGCUUCCUCUCCGGAGAGAAAGGGCUAGAACCGAGCCUCGAGCGGAUGGGACCCCUAACGCGCAGACCUCUCCUUGCAAACCGUGCUUCUGCCCAGCCGCCGAGGCCCGGCAGCCCCCCGCUGUUAUGAGGGCACCGGAGCCGCGGUCCUCCGUCCCAGAGCCGCUCAGCCAGUGACCGGCGCGCCCUGCGAGCCUCGAGCCCCCCGCGGCCGCUCCUCGUGCUGUCGAAGUGGGCGCCCGCGAUGGAGGGGCUGCUGCACUACAUCAACCCGGCCCACGCCAUCUCCCUGCUGAGCGCCCUCAACGAGGAGCGCCUCAAGGGGCAGCUGUGCGACGUGCUCCUGAUCGUGGGCGACCAGAAGUUCCGAGCGCACAAAAACGUCCUGGCCGCCAGCAGCGAGUACUUCCAGACUUUAUUCACCAGCAAGGACAGCGAGUCCCAGACCGUCUUCCAGCUGGACUUCUGCGAGCCGGACGCUUUCGAUAACGUCCUGAACUACAUUUACUCCUCGUCCCUGUUCGUCGAGAAGAGCAGUCUGGCGGCCGUGCAGGAGCUCGGCUACAGCCUCGGGAUUUCCUUCCUCACCAACAUCGUCUCCAGAACCCCUCAGGCCCCCUUUCCGAUGUGUCCCAACAGGAAGAAAGUAUUCCUCGAGGACGAUGAGAGCAGUUCUCAGAAGAGAAGCGUCAUCGUGUGCCAGAGUAGAAACGAAGCCCAGGGCAAAACCGGGAGUCAGAACCAGCCCGACCUAAGCCACACGGCCCGGCCCUCCCCGAGCGCCGCCGUCAAGACCGGCCCCGGUAAGCCCCACGUCCCCAAACCGGCCGAGCCGCUGGCCGAGAAGGGCUGGCCGAGAGACAGCUCUGUGGGCUUCGCGAAGGCGGCGGAGCGCGCGGGGCCUCUGGAGGACCCCGGCAGAGGCGGGCUGGGGACGCGGAGCGCGCCGCUGUCUUCCAGGCCCCCACAGGACAGGGAGGCCGCGGACGAUAAACUCCCCAAAGGCAAAGCCAUCGAGCUGGCUCUGAAGAGACCGCGGCCGCCGGUGUUGUCCCUCGGAAGCGCGUCGGAGACCCCCUACGUGCUGAAGGAGACGCACAAAGGAGGCGGUCCGGGCGAGGACAGGAACCUGCUGUACUACUCCAAGCUGGGGCUGGUGGUCCCGUCCGGCGGCGCAGGGCCCGGGAAGCCCAGCAUCGACAGGAGCGGCCCGCUCGUCAAGAGUCUGCUCAGACGCUCGUUGUCCAUGGACAGCCAGGUGCCCGUCUACUCGCCCGCCAUCGAGCUCAAGUCUUCCCAGGGGCCCUCUUCGGGGGCGGGCGAGGUGUCGGGGAGUGUGUUCUGUGCCCUGUCUCAGAAGUCGUCUCUGAAGGAGUGCGGGGAGAAGGCGGCCGUCGAGGAGCGGAGCCCCGCGCCCCAGCCGCACCGCCUCAGGUCCUUCAGCGCCUCGCAGUCCACGGACAGGGAGGGCGAGCCGGCCGUGACCGAGGUCCGCAUCAAGACGGAGCCCCGCAGCCCGCUGUCCGACCCCUCUGACAUCAUCCGCGUCACCGUGGGAGACCCGGCCGCCGCCGCCGCCGCCGCCAGGGACCUCUCCCUGAAAACCGAAGACGACCAGAAGGACAUGAGCAGGCUCCCGGCAAAAAGAAGGUUCCAGGCGGACCGGAGGCUGCCGCUGAAGAAGGUGAAGGAGGACGAGCACGGGUCUCCGGCGUCCGAAGACAACUUCGAGGAGGGCUCCAGCCCUCCCCUCCCCGAUGCAGAGUUUCCAGAUUCUGACUUGAACAAAGAUGAAUUCGGUGAGUUGGAGGGAACAAGACCCAACAAAAAAUUUAAGUGCAAACAUUGCCUUAAGAUCUUUAGAUCGACGGCGGGUCUUCACCGGCACGUUAACAUGUACCAUAACCCAGAGAAGCCCUACGCUUGCGACAUCUGUCACAAGCGGUUUCACACCAACUUCAAAGUGUGGACGCACUGUCAGACCCAGCACGGCAUAGUGAAGAACCCGUCACCGGCCUCUAGUUCACAUGCCGUUUUGGAUGAGAAAUUCCAAAGGAAGCUGAUUGACAUAGUGCGAGAGAGAGAGAUUAAGAAGGCCCUGAUCAUUAAGCUGAGGCGCGGCAAGCCUGGCUUUCAGGGCCAGAGUAGCUCCCAGGCCCAGGCCAUCAAGAGGAACCUGCGGUCGCGAGCCAAAGGAGCGUACGUCUGUUCGUACUGCGGAAAGGCCUACCGCUUCCUCUCGCAGUUCAAGCAGCACGUAAAAAUGCACCCGGGAGAGAAGCCCGUUGGCGUCGGGAGGGCCGCCAAGCCCAGAGAGCACGUCUCUCUCGAGAGGCCGGUGGAGAACAAGGAGGUUUACCAGUGCCGCCUCUGUAAUGCUAAGCUCUCUUCUCUCCUAGAGCAAGGAAGCCACGAGCGUUCGUGCAGGAACGCCGCCGUGUGCCCCUACUGCAGCCUCCGGUUCUGCUCGCCCGAGCUGAAGCGGGAGCACGAGGGCGGCUGUGAGUACAAGAGGCUGACGUGCCUCGAGUGCAUGCGCACCUUCAAGUCCUCCUUCAGCAUCUGGCGGCACCAGGUCGAGGUCCAUAACCAGAACACCAUGGCGCCGGCCGAGAACUUCUCCUUACCCGUCCUGGAGCACAACGGGGACGUGGCGGCCGCCGCCAGGCCCCCGGCGCCGCCCGAGCCCCACAGGGCCAACCACGCGGUCGCUGCCAAAGACGACAACCCCUUCAGCGACUGCUCGGAGCAGGUGAACUUCGACUCGGAGGACUCCUCCUGUCUGCCCGAAGACCUCAGCCUCUCCAAGCAGCUCAAGAUCCACGUCAAGGAGGAGCCCGCCGAGGAGGCCGAGGAGGAGGCGCCCGAGGCCCGCGCCGCCGCCAAGGACGCCGGCUCCAGCCAGGACGCCGGCCUGUGGCCCUGCGAGAAGUGCGGCAAGACGUUCACGGCGCACAAGCAGCUGGAGCGGCACCAGGAGCUGCUCUGCUCCGUGAAGCCCUUCAUCUGCCACGUGUGCAGCAAAGCCUUCCGCACCAACUUCCGGCUCUGGAGCCACUUCCAGUCGCACAUGUCUCAGGCCACGGACGACUCGGCGCACAAGGACUCGGAGGCCUGCCCCGCGCCCACCAACUCUCCGUCCCCGCCCCCGCUGCCCCCGCCUCCGCCGCUGCCCAAGAUCCAGCCCCUGGAGCCCGACAGCCCCACGGGAGUGGCCGAAAACCCCGCGCCCGCCGCGGAGAAACUGUUCGUGCCCCAGGAGUCCGACACACUCUUCUACCACGCGCCCCCCCUUUCUGCGAUCACCUUUAAGAGACAGUUCAUGUGUAAACUGUGCCACAGGACAUUCAAGACGGCUUUCAGCCUCUGGAGCCACGAGCAAAGCCACAACUGAAAGGCCGGCCCUCCUUACCUGUCGCGGAAGGGGCGGUGGCCUCCAGAGUGCGACCUUCAUUGGAAAUGGGCAUCAGAAGCGAGAUAUUUUUCAAAAGAGAAAAAUAAAGCUUGGAAAUUGUUACGCUUGAAUAGCAGUUGGAGGUAAAUUGAUACUAAUUAGUGACGAUGUCCUCGCUCAGCCUAGAAGACUAAAGUCUGUCGUGCGUCGGGCGUUUCCGUCACGGGAUGAUUGGACUUCAUUCCUGUUGAAACUUGACUGAUUUCACUUGUUUGCAUGGUUCCUCAUUCCACGGUGUCAGUAUGAUCUUCUCCCGGAGGUGGUCUUGGUUUUUUACUGAUUCACAGUCAGUGAAAUACGGUUCAAGUAUUUCUUUUGAUUCUGUCAUACGCCUAAGUUCUAGUUCAAUCUCGGCCACGUUCCGAAGGCCACGGCGUGUCGGGAGCAAGUGAGUAUAGUUGGCGGCCUCCAGUUAGAUCUUAGGGUACUUUAGCAAUAAAACAAUGAUAAGCCUCAACUUUAUUAAUAAGUUAUCCUGACACUUGAUAACAAUAAAUAUUUGGUAUUUUGUGGUCCUGUAAAAAAUUUUUUUGUAUGAAAACAGUGAGAAAUUUAAAUCAGCAAUAGUAAUAUUUAGAUUUUUACAAAGUAACAAAAGCUUGCUCUUGGGUCAUUUACCAUAACUCAUGAUGGAAGAUUUGGGAAAUGAAAACGUGAGGGUUUCUGGAAGGCCUCCAGGCCCGUUAACAAAAGCUUCCGUGGCGACAGGCGUGGUCAUGGCGACCACUGUGCCGUGAGCACGGGCCUCUGGUCUCAGCUCUGACCGGCGCUGGAAGGGCUGGCGGGUUCGGUCUCCUCCGGUUCGUGCUGUCACCAGUGGGGACAUCUGAGUGCGUCGGGGACAGACAACAAAGGUAGCGUGAGGCACGCACUCCUUUUGAGUUGAACUGCGUGAGCGGAAUAGUGAAGGUUGGGACAUAGGCUUAGGUACCUCGGUCCCACGCCCCCAGUCCGGACAUCUGCUGUGAGUCCCAAGUCAGCACGGAAUCCCCAAGAUGGGCCCCGGGGGCAAACACCACGCAGGGUCUCCACGCGCUCUCCAGGCCAGUGUUCGUAGUGUUCCAUUUCCUGCCUCCGUCUCUGUUAGGAUUUGUUGGAGUUUGCUGGGGUGAGAUGUCCUUAGCGCGGCCGUCCUGCUCCGAGUCACUGCUUUAGCGUUUCGUAAAUCUGUGUCAAAGCACUAUCGAGGGUCCAAGAUGAGUUUCGCUACCUAUUUCGGUCCAUAGGGUGUGGGCUGCCGGUUUUUUUCUAGUUUGUAUAAGUUGUAAUUAAAAGGCGCUUGUAGGCGUUACCCAGAGCUCAGCGGGUAUUUCUACGGGGAAGACUCUUUCCCUCGUACCGGCGAGGGGUUAGGUGUGAACAAGGGGAGACACUGUUGAAACCGCAAAAUCUUCCCAAGCCAGUACUAUGGAUGAAGGCUCCCAAGUUUAUUAAGUUCUUUUUUUUGGCAAGCUCUUCUCUCAAAAAAAAAAGAAAAAAAAAAUUACUGUGACUAAGAAAUAAUUUGCUGAGUACUUCAGUGUGUACCGCUGUAGCAGAAAAGAGCUCUGUACUCCUCUGUCUUGUCACUCACAACCCGCACCAGCGGUAGGAAAGACAUUCUCAACUUCUGAUCGAUACGCAAGCAUUUUCAUAAAAUGCUGACUGGCUUUGCAGAUCAGAGAAACCGCAUGUGAAAUGUUGCCUUUUGUUGUUUUCAUGUGAAAACUAUGACAAGUCACAAAAUAUCUGAGUGGCCCCUUCCUAAUUUUGUUCUUACCUAAAUUUGCUGGAGAAAGGAAAAAACGAAGCUGCAGUAACCACUUAUUGCCCUCUUCAUAUUUUCUUGAAGAAAUCUAUGCAUUUUAAAGAUGAAACUAAAGCGUGUGAUGUUUUGAGAAACAUCUAGGUGGGUUAUUGUUCAUUGACUCAAUUCCCUGCAUAAUGUGCUGUUUUCUUACUCUGAGCACCUUGACAGCUGUCACUUCUUCGAAAAGACAGUCUCCCUCAGAGCAGUCCUUGCUUCUGGCCGUCAGACCGUGUGCGAUAAUUCCACGACACACGUGAUCUGGGCAUUGUAAAUCCAGUAUCCCAGGACUUGAACCUUUAUGCUACGUUUUUGAAGAUUUUUUAAUAAUGUUAAUCAGUAAAAAAAAAUAUUUUUGAUCUAAAUACAGGCUCAGCUUAUCUGUUAGAUUUUGAAAAUUGCCAGUGUUUUGUCUCGUUCGUUUCACGUUUUUGUCUAGGCAAGGAGCGUUAAGAUUUCAAAUAAAAUUUUGAACCAAAAACAUUUAUAAUGCAGUUCUGGUUUUUCUAUUACUUUUUAUACUCUGCCUUCAAAGCGUCAGGCUGAAAGAGUUUAUUUUGGUGGUCAAUAAAGAAAAUAGGCUUCCACUCAUGUAACUAUUUUAAAAGUUUGGAAGUAAAAUAAUGAAAGACACGCAUCGCUCCGUUUAAAAAUGUUGAUCUCACACAGCGAGCAGCCCUCGGUGUGAGACAGGUUGGUCUUUCAUUGUUAGGACUCCGGCUUGUAUAAAGGUAUUCUCGAAAACGUUUUUUUCUGAUUAGAAUUAAUUUUUGAAAAUGUAGAAAUCCCAUUAUUCCUUGUAAGUAUUCAGGCUGCCUUUUUUUACGCAGUUGUGGAAAAGAAUGUAAGAUGUUUUAAUAUAUUCUUUGUUAAUCUGAGAACUUGCUAUUGAAUCAUUUUCUUCGUGUGGGAGAGGGGAAGAGGAAAAACCUAAAACACCUUUUUAUCUAAGUCAGCAAUGGAGGUUACAAAUAGUGUGCAUUUUUUAUAAUAAUAUUUCAACUUUAACAGAUUAUUCACCUUUAAAACUAGUUAUGGCUAGUGUGAAUUUAUUGUUUUAUCAAAAUCUCUAAGAAUUCAACCAUGAUGUCACUUUUGCAUCUGUGGGGGGCAGGUGUGUGGUUCUCGGUUUUCCGUUCUGGAGCAGAUCCGUAACAGCCUUUUAAAAAACACGCUCCAGUUCCUGUCCAUCAGGAGUGGUCUUCCCCACGCACGCACCGCUGGUGCUGACGAGGGGAGAACCUGCACGACCAGAAUAAGAUGUGUCCUUCUGUGGAGGCAGGGGGUGUCUUCCUCUGCAGGCCAGUGGCCGGUCCAGGGGAGGGAGACAGGAGAAUCCUGUGUGUGUGUGUGUGUGUGUGUGUGUCUGUGUACAACCAGAAUCCAGAACCAUAGGAAUUAAAGGCAUUUGAAUUUUCUCACCACAAAAACAAUUAAAUGUCAUGCAUAGCAGGUUUCUUGAUAAAUUGCACUAUUCAUAUUGGGAUAUUACAAGUCCAUUUUGUCGAUUUCUGAUUCCUCAUUGAUGUUUUUUGUAGUAAUUGUGAAAAGUUAUUUAAAUAAUGCUAGUACAUUUAAUAAGUUCUUUAACACUGGCUUUUUUUCUUUUUUUUAAGUUUAAAAAAAAAUAGGGUUUUCUUUUGCGGCUUUAGCACUUUAAGAAGUUUUAUGUUCCCAUCAUGGUUAACGUGCUUGUUCAGCGCUUCUCUGCGUGUUCGCUUCCGCGUGGCGGGGGACACUGGCUGGUCGCGUUUACGUUCCGGAGGCGGGGGCGUGGGUCAGUGUCAGGGUUUUCAGGAAUUCCAGAGACCGUUGUUUGGGAACCAAAGCAUUUUACUGUAAAUCUUGAAAAUAAUUGAACUGAGUGCUCUCUAGUCAUUUAUUAGUGCUGUGGUCAAAUUUUCCACAAAGUUACACUUGGUUAAUGUUAAUUUUCAACUGGGGAUAAUUUCUUAUGGACAUUAAUCCAAUACCUUAAAACUUUUCAUUGAGUAACACUUACUAUUAAACAAAUGUGGUUAUAAACAGAUUGUGUAUAUUUUGUUGUCAGAUGCGUUAGCAGACUAAAUCAUUGUUUGGUUUUAUUUAGGAAUGAGCUUUGGGGAACUGAAAACUCCUGGUCCGAUAGGAUUUCUAUCUAAUGUUAAACCAUUGCUUAUUUGUAUCCAAUUCUGUCGUCCGUUUCCUUUGCUUACAUCUUGAGUACGAAUGAUUGGAGUCAAUAAAUUUGUACUGUAUUUUGUUUGGA